AUGCAUAUAGACAACCAGCUGCACCAUGCAGUUCAUGCAAGCGUGAUCCCUCGAUCCUUUGCCUGUCUGAAGAGAGCCCCAAGAAACAUGAACAACCUUCACCACUGUCAUUUGCAGCAGUUCCUUGUUCUAGGGCUCCUUGGGCUUUUGUCUCCUCCCAAACCCCCCUUCAGACCUGCAAAUGAGCAUGUAGCCCUCACGCUGGCCCGGCAGGAAGAUCUCUGGGAGGAUGGCGGCUUGGAGCAGCAGCUGCCCAGCUGCAAGGAUCUUUGCGGCAGACCUCCCUUCGCAUCUCUUGAGUCCGUUUCCUUCAGCUGCCUGUGCAAGUCUCAAGGAUCCGUCACACGCGCGACAGCUCCCGCAUUGAGGUCCGAGCCCAGCUCUCCCACCAUGACGCCGUCCAAUGACAGCAAGGGUGAAGAGACGCUGCGCUGUGGCCCGCCACCGCCUGAGCUGCUUCUGCAACUCCCCGACGCAGGAGUGGGCCUUUCAUGGUUGUCGCAUGCUUUUCACAGCUUUGGCCCGGUCCGAGGCAGCUUCCGCGGGAAGGCGCCCGCCCAAAGCGGCCCCCUCAGCUGUUUGUGCAGGCUUCGCCCCUUCACCCCCCAAAGCUCUUUGCGACUCGGCUAUUGCGCACCCUUCAACUGA
Molecule: messenger RNA, 648 nt
Organism: Symbiodinium natans
Lineage: Eukaryota; Dinophyceae; Suessiales; Symbiodiniaceae
Source: the annotation of a GenBank genome assembly